AUGCUGACUGCCCGCCUCUCCAGACCCCUGUUACAGCUUCCAGGGAAAACCCUGAGUUUCUAUGAUAGAGGCAGUGGAACAAGGCACACGCUACUGUUUUCCUCCAGCUCCUUUGCUCCUGUCAGCCGUAGAACUUAUGCUGGCCAGGUGAAUCCGGUUGGCAGUAAGGCUGUCCUGAUCACAGGCUGUGAUUCCGGAUUUGGGUUCUCCUUGGCCAAUCACCUACAUUCACAAGGCUUCCUCGUGUUUGCUGGCUGCUUGCUGAAGAACAAGGGGGACAGUGGAGUCCAGAAACUGGACAGCUUGAAGAGUGACCGACUGAGAACCGUCCAGCUCAACGUCUGCAAAAGUGAGGAGGUGGAGGAAGCAGUGGAAGUUGUCCACUCAAGCUUGAAGAAUCCUGAAGAAGGGCUGUGGGGCCUGGUGAACAACGCAGGCAUAUCCACCUUUGGGGAGGUGGAGUUCACCAGCAUGGAGACCUACAAGGCGGUGGCGGAAGUGAACCUCUGGGGAACAGUGCAGACGACAAAAUUCUUUCUCCCACUCAUCCGAAGGGCCAAAGGCCGUGUUGUCAACAUCAGCAGCAUGCUGGGCCGCAUGGCCAACCCAGCCCGCUCCCCGUACUGCAUCACCAAGUUCGGGGUGGAGGCCUUCUCUGACUGCCUGCGCUAUGAGAUGCAUCCACUGGGCGUAAAGGUCAGCGUGGUAGAACCCGGCAACUUCAUCGCAGGCACCAGUCUCUACACCCCUGAGAGUAUCCAAGCCAUGGCCAAGAAGAUGUGGGACGAGCUGCCCGAGGUAGUGCGCAGGGACUACGGCAGGAAGUACUUUGACGACAAGAUCGCCAAGAUGGAGAACUACUGCAGCAGCGGCUCUACCGACACGUCCCCGGUCAUCGAAGCCGUCACACACGCCCUGACUGCCACCACCCCCUACACUCGCUACCACCCCAUGGACUACUACUGGUGGCUGCGGAUGCAGAUCAUGACGCACUUGCCCGCAGCUGUCUCGGACAAGAUCUACAUACACUGA
Messenger RNA from Chrysochloris asiatica (Cape golden mole), 1032 nucleotides. Its product is annotated as D-beta-hydroxybutyrate dehydrogenase, mitochondrial-like. NCBI's taxonomy places the organism in Eukaryota, Metazoa, Chordata, Mammalia, Afrosoricida, Chrysochloridae. The record is from RefSeq and is a predicted model, not a curated record. The transcript is spliced from 6 exons. Gene Ontology annotation, molecular function: oxidoreductase activity. The coding region runs from base 1 to 1032 and encodes 343 amino acids.